CACAAACUUAAUCAUCUCACUUCUCUAAUAAAAGUUCAUUUAUAUUUGCCUUAAUGUCAAGAAUGUCGGAGCCACUUGCGGUGGGGAGAGUGGUUGGUGAUGUGGUGGACAUUUUCACCCCAAGUGUGAAGAUGACUGUAACUUAUAACCCCAAUAAGCAAGUUGCCAAUGGUUAUGAGCUUACUCCUGCUGUCAUUGCUGCUAAACCCAGGGUUGAGAUUGGUGGAGAAGAUAUGAGAGCUGCCUACACAUUGAUCAUGACUGACCCUGAUGCUCCAAGCCCUAGUGAUCCAUACCUGAGAGAACAUCUCCACUGGAUGGUUACGGACAUUCCUGGUACCACUGAUGUUUCCUUUGGAAAAGAAGUGGUAAGUUAUGAGAUUCCAAAGCCGGUGGUGGGCAUCCACAGGUACGUAUUCAUAUUGUUCAAGCAAAGAGGAAGACAAACUGUGAAGACACCAACUUCAAGGGACUAUUUUAACACAAGGCGGUUCGCACAAGACAACGGCCUCGGCCUGCCAGUGGCUGCAGUCUACUUCAAUGCCCAGAGAGAAACGGCUGCCAGAAGAAGAUGAAGACGAAGACAUAGUAGAGAUAUCAGUUUGAUACUAAUUCCCGAGAAAUAAAAGAAAACUGCUCGACUUCAACUUGAAGUUGGCUGCAUUUUCCUCUUGUUCAUGUUUUUAGGGUUUUGAAUCGAAUAUGGAUGUUUCGACGUCCUGCUGUGCUUUGCUUAAUGUGUUUAUUUAGUUUAUUAUUAAUAGGCUUUGUUUACAAUAAACUAGGGUUUGACUUGGUUUUGGUGGAUUAAUUGACUAAGAAUAAGAUUACAUUACUUUAUUUCUAA
Molecule: messenger RNA, 847 nt
Organism: Mangifera indica (mango)
Lineage: Eukaryota; Viridiplantae; Streptophyta; Magnoliopsida; Sapindales; Anacardiaceae
Product: CEN-like protein 1
Exons: 4
Coding region: 54-575 (173 amino acids)
Biological process (GO): flower development; vegetative to reproductive phase transition of meristem
Source: RefSeq, a predicted model, not a curated record